Molecule: messenger RNA, 5190 nt
Organism: Podarcis raffonei (Aeolian wall lizard)
Lineage: Eukaryota; Metazoa; Chordata; Lepidosauria; Squamata; Lacertidae
Product: zinc finger protein 208-like
Exons: 3
Coding region: 2-4789 (1595 amino acids)
Biological process (GO): regulation of DNA-templated transcription
Molecular function (GO): RNA polymerase II cis-regulatory region sequence-specific DNA binding; DNA-binding transcription factor activity, RNA polymerase II-specific
Source: RefSeq, a predicted model, not a curated record
AAUGUGCUUUAGUCACUGUGGAAGAAUGAGGAUACACCGACGAAUUAACACGGGGGAGAAACCGUUUGAAUGCAUGGAGUGCGGAAAAAGCUUCACUCAAAGUGGUAAACUUAGAAUACAUCAACGAACUCACACGGGGGAGAAACCAUUUAAAUGUAUUGAAUGUGGAAAGAGCUUUGGUCAAAAUGGAGACCUUAGAAUACAUCAACAAACUCACACAGGGGAGAAACCAUUUAAAUGUAUUGAAUGUGGAAAGAGUUUCAGUCGUAGUGGAGACCUUAGAAGACAUCAACAAACUCACACAGGGGAGAAACCAUUUAAAUGUAUUGAAUGUGGAAAGAGUUUCAGUCGUAGUGGAGACCUUAGAAGACAUCAACAAACUCACACGGGAGAGAAACGGUUUAAAUGUAUUGAAUGUGGAAAGAGCUGCAGUCGUAGUGGUCACCUUAGAAUACACCAACGAACUCACACAGGGGAGAAACCAUUUAAAUGUCUUGAAUGUGGAAAGAGCUUCAGUCAAAGUGGGACACUUAGAAUACAUCAACAAAUUCACAUGGGGGAGAAACUAUUGAAAUGUAUUGAAUGUGGAAAGAGCUUCAGUCAAAGUGGAAAACUUAGAAUACAUCAACAAACUCACACGGGGCAUAAACCAUUUAAAUGUCUUGAAUGUGGAAAGAGCUUCAGUCAAAGUGGAAACCUUAGAACACAUCAACUAACUCACAUAGGGGAGAAACCAUUUAAAUGCAUUGAAUGUGGAAAAAGCUUCAGUCAAAGUGGAGCCCUUAGAAUACAUCACCGAACUCACACAGGGGAGAAACCAUUUAAAUGCAUGGAAUAUGGAAAGAGCUUCAGUCGUAGUGGAGACCUUAGAAUACAUCAACGAACUCACACAGGGGUGAAACCGUUUGAAUGUAUUGAAUGUGGAAAGAGCUUCAGUGAAAGUCGAAACCUUAGAAUACAUCAACAAACUCACACAGGGGUGAAACCAUUUGAAUGUAUUGAAUGUGGAAAGAGCUUCAGACAGAAUGCAGCCCUUAGAAGGCAUCAACGAACUCACACAGGAGAGAAACUAUUUGAAUGUAUGGAAUGUGGAAAGAGCUUCAGUCGUAGUGGAAACCUUAGAAGACAUCAACGAACUCACACGGGGGAGAAACCAUUUGAAUGUAUUGAAUGUGGAAAGAGCUUCAGACAGAAUGCAACCCUUAGAAGGCAUCAACGAACUCACACGGGGGAGAAACCCUUUAAAUGUAUUGAAUGUGGAAAGAGCUUCAGUCAAAGUGGAGACCUUAGACUACAUCAACGAACUCACACAGGAGAGAAACCAUUUGAAUGUAUUGAAUGUGGAAAGAGCUUCAGUGAAAGUAGAAACCUUAGAAUACAUCAACGAACUCACACAGGGGUGAAACCGUUUGAAUGUAUUGAAUGUGGAAAGAGCUUCAGUCAUAGUGGUGCCCUUAGAACACAUCAACGAACUCACACGGGGGAGAAACCAUUUAAUUGCAUUGAAUGUGGAAAGAACUUCAGUUGUAGUGGAGCCCUUAGAAGACAUCAACGAACUCACACGGGGGAGAAACCAUUUAAUUGCAUUGAAUGUGGAAAGAACUUCAGUCGUAGUGGAGACCUUAGAACACAUCAACGAACUCACACGGGGGAGAAACCAUUUAAUUGCAUUGAAUGUGGAAAGAACUUCAGUGACAGUGGACACCUAAGAACACAUCAACGAACUCACACAGCGGAGAAACCAUUUGAAUGUAUUGAAUGUGGAAAGAACUACAGUCGUAGUGAAACCCUUAGAACACAUCAACGAACUCACACAGGGGAGAAACCCUUUAAAUGUAUUGAAUGUGGAAAGAGCUUCAGUCAUAGUGGAGACCUUAGAGCACAUCAACGAACUCACACAGGGGAGAAACCCUUUAAAUGUAUUGAAUGUGGAAAGAGCUUCAGUCAUAGUGGAGACCUUAGAGCACAUCAACGAACUCACACAGGGGAGAAACCGUUUGAAUGUAUUGAAUGUGGAAAGAGCUUCAGUCGUAGUGGUGCCCUUAGAACACAUCAACGAACUCACACGGGGGAGAAACCAUUUAAUUGCAUUGAAUGUGGAAAGAACUUCAGUUGUAGUGGAGCCCUUAGAAGACAUCAACGAACUCACACGGGGGAGAAACCAUUUAAUUGCAUUGAAUGUGGAAAGAACUUCAGUCGUAGUGGAGACCUUAGAACACAUCAACGAACUCACACGGGGGAGAAACCAUUUAAUUGCAUUGAAUGUGGAAAGAACUUCAGUGACAGUGGACACCUAAGAACACAUCAACGAACUCACACGGGGGAGAAACCAUUUAAUUGCAUUGAAUGUGGAAAGAACUUCAGUGACAGUGGACACCUAAGAACACAUCAACGAACUCACACAGCGGAGAAACCAUUUGAAUGUAUUGAAUGUGGAAAGAACUACAGUCGUAGUGAAACCCUUAGAACACAUCAACGAACUCACACAGGGGAGAAACCCUUUAAAUGUAUUGAAUGUGGAAAGAGCUUCAGUCAUAGUGGAGACCUUAGAGCACAUCAACGAACUCACACAGGGGAGAAACCCUUUAAAUGUAUUGAAUGUGGAAAGAGCUUCAGUCAUAGUGGAGACCUUAGAGCACAUCAACGAACUCACACAGGGGAGAAACCGUUUGAAUGUAUUGAAUGUGGAAAGAGCUUCAGUCGUAGUGGAGACCUUAGAAUACAUCAACGAACUCACACGGGGGAGAAACCGUUUGAAUGUAUUGAAUGUGGAAAGAGCUUCAGUGAAAGUGGAAACCUUAGGAAACAUCAACGAACUCACACAGGGGAGAAACCCUUUAAAUGUAUUGAAUGUGGAAAGAGCUUCAGUCGUAGUGGAGCCCUUAGAACACAUCAGCGAACUCACACAGGGGAGAAACCAUUUGAAUGUAUGGAAUGUGGAAAGAGCUUCAGUUGUAGUGGAGCCCUUAGAAGACAUCAACGAACUCACACAGGAGAGAAACCAUUUGAAUGUAUGGAAUGUGGAAAGAGCUUCAGUCAUAGUGGAGCCCUUAGAAGACAUCAACGAACUCACACGGGGGAGAAACCAUUUAAUUGCAUUGAAUGUGGAAAGAACUUCAGUCGUAGUGGAGACCUUAGAACACAUCAACAAACUCACACGGGGGAGAAACCAUUUAAUUGCAUUGAAUGUGGAAAGAACUUCAGUUGUAGUGGAGCCCUUAGAAUACAUCAACGAACUCACACAGGGGUGAAACCGUUUGAAUGUAUUGAAUGUGGAAAGAGCUUCAGUGAAAGUCGAAACCUUAGAAUACAUCAACGAACUCACACAGGGGUGAAACCGUUUGAAUGCAUUGAAUGUAGAAAGAGCUUGGCUUCUAGUGGAGCCCUUAGAAGACAUCAACGAACUCACACGGGGGAGAAACCAUUUAAUUGCAUUGAAUGUGGAAAGAGCUUUAGUCAUAGUGGUGCCCUUAAAACACAUCAACAAACUCACACAGGGGAGAAACCAUUUGAAUGCAUUGAAUGUGGAAAGAGCUUCAGUCAAAGUGGAAACCUUAGAAUACAUCAACGAACUCACACAGGGGAGAAACCAUUUGAAUGCAUUGAAUGUGGAAAGACCUUGGGUUCUAGUGGAGCCCUUAGAGGACAUCAACGAACUCACACAGGGGAGAAACCAUUUGAAUGUAUUGAAUGUGGAAAGUACUUCAGUGAAAGUGGAAAACUUAGACUACAUCAACGAACUCACACAGGGGAGAAACCAUUUAAAUGUAUUGAAUGUGGAAAGAGCUUCAGUCGUAGUGGAGACCUUAGAACACAUCAACAAACUCACACGGGGGAGAAACCCUUUAAAUGUAUUGAAUGUGGAAAGAGCUUCAGUCGUAGUGGAGACCUUAGAACACAUCAACGAACUCACACGGGGGAGAAACCCUUUAAAUGUAUUGAAUGUGGAAAGAGCUUCAGUCAUAGUGGAGACCUUAGAACACAUCAACGAACUCACACGGGGGAGAAACCAUUUAAUUGCAUUGAAUGUGGAAAGAACUUCAGUUGUAGUGGAGCCCUUAGAACACAUCAGCGAACUCACACAGGGGAGAAACCAUUUGAAUGUAUUGAAUGUGGAAAGUACUUCAGUGAAAGUGGAAAACUUAGACUACAUCAACGAACUCACACAGGGGAGAAACCCUUUAAAUGUAUUGAAUGUGGAAAGAGCUUCAGUCAUAGUGGAGACCUUAGAACACAUCAGCGAACUCACACAGGGGAGAAACCAUUUGAAUGUAUUGAAUGUGGAAAGGGCUUCAGUCAAAGUGGAGACCUUAGAACACAUCAACGAACUCACACGGGGGAGAAACCAUUUAAAUGCAUUGAAUGUGGAAAGAGCUUCAGACAGAAUGCAGCCCUUAGAAGGCAUCAACGAACUCACACAGGAGAGAAACCAUUUGAAUGUAUGGAAUGUGGAAAGGGCUUCAGUCAAAGUGGAGACCUUAGAACACAUCAACGAACUCACACGGGGGAGAAACCAUUUAAAUGCAUUGAAUGUGGAAAGAGCUUCAGUCAAAGUGGAGACAUUAGAAUACAUCAACGAACUCACACGGGGGAGAAACCGUUUAAAUGCAUUGAAUGUGGAAAGAGCUUUAGUAAUAGUGGAGCCCUUAGAACACAUCAACGAACUCACACAGGGGAGAAACCCUUUAAAUGUAUUGAAUGUGGAAAGAGCUUCAGUCAAAAUAAAAACCUUAGAAUACAUCAACAAACUCAUACAGGGCAGAAACCAUUUAAAUGUAUGGAGUGUUGAAAGAGCUUCAGACAGUGUGGAGACCUUAAUAUUCAUGAGCGAAUUCACCCAGGUGAAAAGCCAUAUCAAUGUAUGCAAUGUUCCACUCAAGUUUCACUUUUUACCUCACAUCAAGAAACUCAUAAAGGCGGAAAUGAAUUUUAAAUGCAUGGAAUCUGUUUGAUGUUUUGGUGUUGGUAUUUAAAUUUGUAUACACAUAUAUAUGUAUUAAAGUAAUGAAGGUCACAUAUACUAAAUGUAGAAAAGAAGUUGGAAGUUGUUGCUAGAUAAACGGGGAGAGUGUGAAUCUGGAAUGCUCAAGGUGUGUGAUGAAUCUGUUGAGUUUUGACCUCCGCCCUUCAAUGCCAAAAUGAUGGGCUGCCCUUGUCUUGUGGAUCAGCAUCUGUCUGCUUUAGGGAAAU